This is a messenger RNA of Erigeron canadensis, 1656 nucleotides long. RefSeq names its product probable inorganic phosphate transporter 1-7. The transcript has a single exon. Gene Ontology annotation, biological process: transmembrane transport; phosphate ion transport. Gene Ontology annotation, molecular function: phosphate transmembrane transporter activity. Gene Ontology annotation, cellular component: membrane. Lineage: Eukaryota; Viridiplantae; Streptophyta; Magnoliopsida; Asterales; Asteraceae. Bases 70 to 1656 code for a protein of 528 amino acids. The record is from RefSeq and is a predicted model, not a curated record.
AGGAUGAUAUAUCAUUACUCUGUCUGAUUUCGUUUAUUUGUGUGAUAUUGUAGUGAAAGAAGGAAGAUUAUGGAAUCGUCGAGUAAUCUACAAGUUCUAAAUGCACUUGACGGGGCGAAAACACAAUGGUACCACUUCACGGCGAUUGUGAUCGCAGGAAUGGGGUUCUUUACGGAUGCCUACGAUCUAUUUUGUAUAUCGCUUGUCACCAAAUUGCUAGGCCGUAUUUACUAUUAUCAGCUCGGAUCCUCAAAGCCGGGUAGUCUACCACCCGAAGUCUCUGCCGCGGUUAACGGUGUUGCCCUUGUUGGAACGUUAGUCGGGCAGUUGUUUUUCGGUUGGCUCGGUGAUAAACUAGGACGAAAAAAAGUGUACGGCAUAACACUUAUGUUAAUGUGUCUUUGCUCCAUUGCUUCUGGUUUAUCAUUCGGUAGUCACCCGAAAGGUGUGAUGACUACUUUAUGUUUUUUCCGGUUUUGGUUAGGAUUCGGGAUCGGAGGAGAUUACCCGCUAUCCGCGACUAUUAUGUCUGAGUAUUCGAAUAAAAAAACUCGUGGUGGGUUUAUAGCUGCGGUUUUUGCUAUGCAAGGAUUCGGGAUCUUGGGAGGAGGUAUCUUUGCUAUUUUUAUAUCCGCGGUUUUUGAUAGCAAGUUUAAAGCUCCUCCGUAUGAAGUAGAUCCAGUUAAGUCGACCGUGCCAGAAGCCGAUUACGUUUGGAGGAUCGUGUUAAUGGCUGGAGCGAUUCCCGCACUCUUAACUUACUAUUAUAGAAUGAAAAUGCCUGAAACCGCUAGAUUUACUGCUUUAGUAGCGAAAAACGCAAAGAAAGCAGCAUCGGAUAUGUCUAAAGUUCUCCAAGUAGAAAUAGAAUCUGAACAAGAGAAGCUUGAUGAAGUUAUGGAAAGUUCAAAGAACUCAUUUGGGCUUUUUAGCUCAGAAUUUGUUAAACGUCACGGUCUUCAUUUACUCGGAACUACAAGUACUUGGUUCUUGCUAGAUAUCGCGUUUUAUAGCCAAAAUCUCUUCCAAAAAGACAUAUUCUCAGCUAUCGGAUGGAUCCCGCCUGCAAAAACCAUGAACGCGAUUCAUGAAGUUUACAAAAUCGCGAGAGCACAAACACUUAUCGCGCUUUGCAGUACUGUCCCUGGAUACUGGUUUACCGUCUUUCUAAUUGACAAAAUGGGACGAUUUAAAAUACAACUACUCGGAUUCUCAAUGAUGACUAUAUUCAUGUUUGUUUUAGCAUUUCCUUACAACUAUUGGAUCAAACCCGAACACAACAUUGGAUUCGUAAUCGUUUACUCAUUAACAUUCUUCUUUGCAAAUUUCGGCCCAAAUGCUACUACAUUUGUGGUACCAGCUGAAAUCUUUCCUGCAAGAUUAAGGUCUACUUGUCAUGGAAUAUCCGCGGCUUCAGGCAAAAUGGGAGCGAUAGUUGGGGCAUUUGGGUUCUUAUAUUUGGCCCAAAAUAAAGACCCUAAAAAGACGGAUCAUGGGUAUCCACCGGGCAUUGGAGUGAAGAACUCGUUGAUCGUGUUGGGUGUGAUUAACCUUGCCGGAACGUUAUGUACGUUUAUGGUGCCCGAAUCUAAAGGAAAGUCACUUGAAGAAAUAUCCGGUGAGAACGAAGAAGAAACAGGCGACACACGAGCAUAA